GCGAGAGCGGGGCAGGUAAUUCACGCUCUGAGUUUGGGAGGGAGAGGGGAGGCGACCCACAGGUAUAUUGCAAGUGUCGCUGCCAUGGUGCCUGAUUGUUUUCACGCCCUCGGCGUGGGCACAUCUUGUCCGGGCGCCGUCGGGUCGGGCCCCUCGCGCGCAAGCCCAAGAGGCCCGUGCACCAGAGGUCGCUCCGGAAAGGCCACUCGUAAGAUUCAAGGGGCCACUGUGCUAGACAUGACGAUGACGAUUCCAUCCAUGGCGCCCUGCGUCCUCGGCGACGCCGCCUGGACACGGUCGGCCUCCGUCGGCCGGCGGCUCCCGGAGCCCCCCGCGAACGCGCCCCCCGCGCCGAGCACGCAGCCCUGCCCGCGCCCCGCGGUUCUCAGGCCCGCGGGCGCGCGCCCCGCGGGAGCCCGGCCCCUCGCGGGCGCCUCUCCCUGCCUGCGCAGGACGAGAGAUCUGCCUCUCGAGGCGGAAGCGGCGGCGAGGAGCUCGCGAGGUAAUAUUGACGGGCCCAACAAUCCCACCAAACAUGGGCGUGAGCUGCUAGGGGGCCACAUGCCACAUGCGAACCCUACCCCUACCCCCCAAGAUUUCUGAGGGGGAAGGGGGUUCACUUCGUUCGGGAGCUCCCGAAUGAAAUGAAACCCACCCACCCCCUGAUAAAUCGUAGGGGGUAGGGGUAGGGUUCGCAUUUGGCCCCCUA
Molecule: messenger RNA, 709 nt
Organism: Prorocentrum cordatum
Lineage: Eukaryota; Dinophyceae; Prorocentrales; Prorocentraceae
Source: the annotation of a GenBank genome assembly